AUGGCUCGUCACAGGACUUCCCCAGCAUCAUCUAGCAAUCAGCAUCGGACAUCCGGAAUCAUUGAACGAGUCAGUCCAAAAAUCACAGCUUUUUUCCCAGUUCACAAGCAUGGACAUGAGCGAACCAUUGACGUUAUUGGCAAACGGUUGCGUAGUGGCGUGGUCUUACGCGAUGCUAGCGUUUCUCCAGCGAUGACGGUCGAGAAAACUUUCAAGUGCUCCCGUCGUUCGAGUGCAUACGGAGCCGCACAUGCAUCUAAUUCCAAGGCUGUUGCUGCUGACGUCAAAUGUACGUCCAGUGGUUUUGGCUUUUUUGGAAAAAUGCCUGCUAAUCUACACUGGUCCGUAUUCGAUGGUAUUGAUGUAAAGUGCCUGUGUUCUCUUGCCAUGACUUCGUCGGCACUGAAUAGUGCACUUCUGAAGUAUAUCGACUCGAGACAUUUUCUUCAUCGCAUUCAGCGCGAAAGCAAGGCAUUCUUCAUGGUGGAAGGAGACUGCAAAGAGAGAUUCUUUACGACCGAGGAUCCUUUCUACUGCUACGGAACGCUCUUGAAGUCGGCUUCUGUUUGUUUUCCAACCAAGAAGCGUAUCACUAUACUAAUGACAUUUUUCCGAAAAGCCCUUGAUUAUGGUAUCGAAUGCCGUGGACUGGGAAGAAUACUGCAUACUAUGUGUUCGAAUUGGGCUUUCUCUGAAUGUAAGAAAGUCAUCGAUGCAGUGCUUCUUUCUACAAAAGGUCGACUCGAACACAUCCUAAAGAAAAUUGAAAACAGUCGUUCUAUAGAAACGUUGUCAGAAGUUAUCACGGAGUUUCGUGGGACGUUUCUUCCGCUACUUUUGUCAGGGCGAGACGCCAAAUACGAAGGUGGGGAUGCUGAGUAUGCCUUUUGGCUGUCAGCAGUGAUGCGUUGCUCUCCAAAAGCUGAGGCUCAAAGCAAGCUGCUAAUGAUGCUUUUUGGGCCUGUGACUAGUCAUUCCGGUACUAUCAAUUGGCGGCUGUUCUGUGAUGAAACAAUUAUGACAUACAACGAAGCGGAAAAAACAAUCAAACCUUUGUCGGAUGCUUUGACAGUUUUGAUGAGAACUAAACAGAUAGCUGGUUUCCCCAAUCCCUGGAAUCAGCACGAUAUUUUCAACAUAGUGGAAGAACUUAGCACAACUCCUGAACCAUGGGCAUUCGAAAAUUUCGCUUUCUUGCUGCUUUUCUGUCCUUCUCUUAUACCGAUUUCGCUCACGGCUAGGCUGGAGAACAAUUAUGCGGGUGAAGCAUGUAUGAUGUUUCACACUUUCGCUAGUAUGUCACAGCGUUGGAAUUCUGAUAUUUGUGACGUUCUUCGCCAACCGAUCACGCAGGCUAUGAGAAGUCUUGGUGCUGAACGUGGAAGAAUGUUUUUCAACCUGAUUUGCGAUUCUUAUGCAGAACAGCUGAAGCUGUUUUCACAGCGAGGUCGAGGAGGUGCUGAUGAUCUUUCAGCGUUUAUAUCAUCGCAUGCUGCUGUCAGACCGAUCUUACAGUUGAUCUCUGAAUCGUUGUGGUAAGAUAGUGUACAGAAAGAUCUUGUAUUUGUACCUUAUGUAUCUGUAUUUUAUUGCUGAUGCCCAUGUUUCAUCUAUAGAGAACCUUGCACCGCCAGUAGCUUCGCCUUUGCGGACCGUGCAUUGUGUGGAGAU
Cylicocyclus nassatus is the source of this 1671-nucleotide messenger RNA. The record is from the annotation of a GenBank genome assembly. Lineage: Eukaryota; Metazoa; Nematoda; Chromadorea; Rhabditida; Strongylidae.